Molecule: messenger RNA, 1137 nt
Organism: Geosmithia morbida
Lineage: Eukaryota; Fungi; Ascomycota; Sordariomycetes; Hypocreales; Bionectriaceae
Product: NADPH-dependent 2,4-dienoyl-CoA reductase, sulfur reductase, or a related oxidoreductase
Exons: 2
Cellular component (GO): cytoplasm
Molecular function (GO): flavin adenine dinucleotide binding; electron-transferring-flavoprotein dehydrogenase activity
Source: RefSeq, a predicted model, not a curated record
AUGGGCUCCAUACCCGAGAACACCCCGCGCGUCCGCGUCUUCAUCGCCGGAGGAUGCUAUGCCGGCCUCUCCACCGCCAUGAACCUGCUCGACCUCUGCAGGGGGCAGACACCGCGCAUGUCGCGUGGAGAGCCGUACGCCCACCGUGACGAGUAUGCCGACAAAGCCUGGGUGCGGUACGCCGACAUCCCGUCUCUGCAGCCGUCCCACCUGCCCGAGGGCAGCACCGUGACGGUCCUCCACGGCAGCGUGACGGGCGUGGACCCCUCGUCCAAGACGGCGUCGGUGCUGGAGAGCGCGACGGGUCAGACGACGAGCCACGCGUACGACUACCUGGUGUCGACGACGGGCCUGCGCCGCGUCUGGCCGGUGGUACCCCAGUCGACCACCAAGAAGGCGUACCUGGCCGAGGCGAACGGGCACAUCGACGCCGUGGCGCGGGCCCGGCACGGCGUCGUCGUCGUGGGCGGGGGCGCCGUCGGCAUCGAGAUGGCGGCCGAGCUCAAGCUGGUCAAGCCCGACGUCGACGUCACCCUCGCGCACUCGCGCGACAAGCUCCUCUCGUCCGAGGGCCUGUCGGACGAGUGCAAGGACACGGCGGCCGACCUGCUCCGCGAGGGAGGCGUCUCCGUCCUGACCGGCCACCGCCUCGCCUCCAAGACCGAGGUCGCCGACGCCGACGGCGUCCGCUACCAGCUCGAGUUCACAAACGGCCACACCAUGCCCGCCAGCCAGGUCAUCAUGGCCAUGUCCAACAGCGUGCCCGCCACCGAGCACCUGCCCGCCGACGUGCUCGACCCGGAGGGCUACGUCCGCAUCCUGCCCAACCUCUCCCUCCCCGCGUCCGUGCCCAACGCCGGCUCCCACUUCUGCGGCGGCGACGCCGUCCUCUGGUCCGGCAUCAAGCGCUGCGGAGGCGCCAUGCACCACGGCCACUACAUGGCCGUCAACAUCCACCAGAGCAUCCUCGCCAGCCACAUCCCCGGCUACGAAGCCCAGUUCCUGGAGCUCCAGGAGGUGCCUCCCAUGAUCGGCCUGGCCGUCGGCAAGAAGGCCGUCGCUUACGGCCCCGAUGUCGGAACCGUCUCGGGUGAGGAUGUCAUGUACUCGUAUUUCCGGGAUGACCUCGGCUUUGAC